UAUCAAAGAAUAUUAUCAGGGUCGGGAUCGUCCACCGUGGUCGUGCCACCGUGGACGGUGUGUGUAACAUCGUCACCGUGACAUGGGAACCGCAGGGAUGACGUGGCAAGACCGGACCCGCGGUUCCAGGAGGAGACGGGAAAAGGUGGAGAGUUUGGACAGUCGCUUGUGCCCGUUCCGAGGUCGGCACGAGCUGUCGGAACUCGAACGCGAGCCCGGCACGCGCCGCAUCCGAGCGUUGACAUUGCACUCAGGGGAAAGGUCUCCCGUCUCUCUCUCUCUAAAUGCGGCUCCUGCUGCUCCUCUUUGUCUCCGCUGCGGUCCGUGCAGGUCGUAUCCGGAGUCAACUCCUUCUGGGGAAGGUCCACGCUUCCCAUCUUUGCCGUUUAGCCAUUGACGCCCCUCGACAGCCACCGAGGAUUCUGAAGCCGGGUCGCUUUUCAGGAUCGAUCAUGUCCCGUGUCGUUCUUCUUCUGCCACUAGGAAGAACUACUGAAUCUCUGAGAGGUUCCAAGAAUAAGGACCGCAUGGUGAUGAUCGACGCCUUGAGUGAAUUCCAUCAAUUUCCUGACACGGAAAAACACCUGAAAGUUCAUUGACCGAGGAACAUUUACGAGCACCAGAGUCUGGUGAGAAUCGAUCAUUCGGUGCACGCUCCGAUGAGAAGAAUCAAGGAUUCACUCUCUGUCGCAGGGGAGUGGCUACUUUCACUUCCCCUUCGUAAGACAAUUAAGCAAUUAUUAUUAUUGAAAGAUGGGGACAGCUUCCGUCACUGAGAACAGAAGCUUGCAGUUAAUGCCCAAGGAGCUCGGUCGCUAACGCGAGGAGAACCAGUCCGAGAGAAACCUCUGCGGACAUUAACUCUCAAAUGCUCGCGCUUGUUCUGCUGUAAAGCGACACUUGCACUCCCAAAUUUGUAACAAUUAUCGCCACCCAUAGUGGGUGGCGAUAAUUGUCAAUCAAUAGAUAAAUGUCAAUCUCCAAGGAAGCGGAACGCAGCUUCUCGGCCGGCUCCUCUGUAUGCAAACAAUUCUGAACAUCGCAUGAAUUCUGAACAAUUCUGAACAUAAAACUCGUGUAAAUUCCCAAUGCAACCUCUGACUACUGAAAGAGUCUAAUAGUCAACAACUGAUUCAAAACCAUUGUUGAAAUCAGAUUUUUUAAUUAACCCGAAAUUAUUUUCGGUAAAAAUCAUGGUUUUUCCACCACUGCACCCAAUGCUGUUAUCACUGGGGCAGCGCAGUCGCAAACCGGCGUUCAGUGCACAUUAUCAUUGCAUUCGCGUCUGCACACUCUUGUGAAAUGAUAAAUGAAUGAAUGAAGGAUAAAACAUAGCAAAGGACGCGGCCAGCUCCACUCCGACAAAGAUAGUCAUGUCUUCGUUGGAGGGAACGAGCGUCUGCAGGCUCUCGGCCCCAGAAUACUCAGUCACUUUCGCUUCCCCCGGUCCUGUCAGCACCUGCCUGUAUCCACGGAACGAGUACAGUCCCUUCUGAGGAGGUACCAUCCUCAACCUCGCACGGCACGGAGUCCUCGAACGGACCUCUGUCUGUCUGCCUUGCACCAUGGCCGCAGAAAAAGCACGAAGCCCCUUUCUGAGCCAGGAUUUUUCUUAAAGCGGUAAUGGAUAUGGAGAAGAGCAUUUUCGCACCCGUCAUCUGGGCGCCAUCGCAAGCGGCCAUGGAUGAGCAAGCGCAGCUCUUCGCGAGGGAGUGUGUGAGGAACCUGGUUUUGAUUCGUUCGCGUGUGUUCGAAGUGCAGGGGUCCCGUGGGCGGAAUUUUCUAUUUUGCAAUUUGCUUCUUUGGCCCCCAUGCUCAACAGGCUCCUGAAUCUUCGCGUCUCUUGUUCCAACCACUUGCUGGCCAGCGCUCGCGGGGGACUUCGCUACAGCAGGUGCGAUUGUGCCUGCGGCUUAUCUGCUUUCGAGACCUUACUUAAAGCUUUCGGCUCCAGCUCCAGAUAGUACAGCCAGGGCAGUACAUCUCGCUGGUACCGGUCGCUCGCUCUCUCUCAUGGUCUCUCUCACGAGCGCCCAAGUGUAUAGGCAAUGCUCUGAAUUGACGAGAAGGCUCGACCGCGGCCGAGCACCCCAGCAGCUGACCCCUGCUGCACUGCACUGCGUAGCUAAAGUUGAUCGACCCGAGGAGCGCAGCUAAUUUGGUUUGUACUACCGCAGCGCGUUCAAUUUGGUGACAACUCUUCCUAUUCAAAAAAAAAUAUUCAGGUGUCCGUACCACAAUGGAGAGGAUGGCAGUGCUCGUUCUGGCUCUGUGUUGGCUCGGAUUACUCCUUUCUCCAGGAACGAAAGCAGCUGAGGAUGACCACAUGCCUCAUGACAACAAUCAGACGACCGAUGGCGUUCAGUCAUUGUGUCAGGCGCUGGAUCCAUCCCCGCAGGUGCAGCCGUUCGUAGAGGAGCUCACUCAGCCUCCGGUCAUAGACAUCUCCACUGGCCAGCAGCUCACUCUUGGAGUCUAUAAAAUCAAACAGAAAUUCCAUCCCGACCUGCCGGAGACGACUCUGUACGCGUACGGCACGAGCCAGGAGACGGCGUCGACGCCAGGCCCGACGUUGUUGGCCACCCGGGGCAUCGAGUCGUACGUGCGAUGGGAGAACCACCUCAACGACUCGGAGCAUUUCCUGACGGUCGACCACAGCAUCCACUGGGCCAAUCCGAAAUCCGGCGGAGUGCCCAUCGUCACGCACUUGCACGGCGGCGAGGUUCUGUCGGAGUCCGACGGGUACCCGGACGCCUGGUACACCAGCGCCGGCGAACUGGGUCCGGCCUUCACCACGCAGAACUACACGUACGCCAACUCCCAGCCCGCGGCGCUACUGUGGUACCACGACCACACGGUGGGCAUCACGCGGCUCAACAUGCUGGCCGGCAUGAACGGCAUGUACCUGAUCAAGUCGCCCGGCGAGGAGCCCGAGAACCUGCCGGCCGGCGAGUUUGAGAGGCUCAUCGUCGUCCAGGACAAGCAGUUCCAUGCCGACGGCGCCGUCAACUUCCCCACGGUUGGGGUGUCGCCCGGCGUGCACCCGAACUGGUGCCCGGAGUACUACGGCGACACCAUCAUCCUCAACGGCAAGGCCUGGCCCGUCAUGACCGUGUACCCGACCAUGUACCGCUUCCGCAUGGUGAACGCCGCCAACGCGCGCUACUUCGUCAUGACGCUGAGCGACCCCAAGCUGCGCUUCUACCAGAUCGGCACCGACGGCGGCUACCUGCACAAGCGCAUGAAGCUCACCACGUUGACCAUGGGCCCCGCCGAGCGCCUCGACUUCCUCAUCGACUUCUCCAAGGUCACCCCCGGCUCCGUCGCCUACCUCAACAACUCCGGCAACGCGCCGUACCCGGACGGCGACCCGGCCGUCGGCUUAGCCACGGUGAUGAUGAAGUUUAACGUGGUCGCUGCGCCAGAGAACGUAACCGUGCCGCAGUUCGACCUGCCGGCGUCGCAGGUGCUGGGCCCGCGGGUGAGGAUCAGCACGGAGGGCGCCGUGGUGAGGAGCAUGACGCUGUCGGAGUACGACGACGGCAACGACAACCCCACGGGAUCGCUGCUGAACGGGCUCAGGUGGCGCGACCCGCUGACGGAGACGCCGGAGCUGAACGCGACGGAGGUGUGGGAGAUCAUCAACCUGACGGAGGACGCGCACCCCAUCCACCUCCACCUGAUCUCCUUCCGCGUCAAGAGCCAGCAGGCCUUCGACGCCGUAAGGCAGGCCAACUACAACUGCUCCUUCUUCGUGCCGUUCCCCGACCCGCAGAGCUGCUUCACGGAGGCGCCGCAGAAGCCCGAGCUGCACCACCGCGGUUGGAAGGACACGGCCACCGUGUACCCCGGCAAGGUGACCGUGUUCGUGGUGCGGUGGGCGACGCAGUCGGGCGAGCAGUUCUCGUUCGACGCCACCAGCGGACCCGGUUACGUCUGGCACUGCCACAUUCUGGACCACGAGGACAACGACAUGAUGCGGCCUCUGAAGAUGAUGGCCGCCAAUUCUUCCCAGCUUCCAUAGAUCUGAGCAUUUUGCCCCGCCCAUGUUCGAUCCGACCAUGUCUCUUUUGUAGCCUGUCUGUACAGCGAGCGCGUGUGUGAGAGAGAUUCAAAAGGCGAUGCAGCCCCUAGGCCAAGAAGCCUCGGACCAGAAGUAGGAUUUUGAGGACGAAGAGAGCGAAGAGCAGAUGAUAUCAAAUGGUGAGGGUCCGUGAGGACCGUAGGAACAAGGGGAGAAAAUCAGUGCCUUCCCGCGAAGGAAAGCACAAGACAGAUCGGGAAGUGAGAAGAGGUGAGAUUGUCAUUGUCCAUAGUACACCUGAAGAAAACUAAACAGUUCUUGUACUUUGAUGCGAAAUUUAUGUAUAGUGAGCCAUGGUUUAAUUGAAAAAGUGCCCCCAGUAUACAAUAAAACA
Molecule: messenger RNA, 4418 nt
Organism: Marchantia polymorpha subsp. ruderalis
Lineage: Eukaryota; Viridiplantae; Streptophyta; Marchantiopsida; Marchantiales; Marchantiaceae
Source: the annotation of a GenBank genome assembly